AUGUCCAAUCUUGCCUUUGUCACCGGCGCAACGGGCUUCAUUGGCUCACAGGUUGUCGCCUCCGCGCUCAGGGACGGCUACAACGUGCGAGUGAGCGUCCGCAAGGCAGAGCAGAUUGACACGCUCAAGGGCAUCUUCCAGGAGGAUGUCUCAAGGCUGCAGUUUGUGGUGGUGCCUGACAUUUCAGUGGCCGGGGCAUUCGACAAAGCCCUGGACGAUGUCAAGGUCGUCUUCCAUCUGGCAUCGCCCAUGCCUGGCAAGGGAGCAGAUCUGCAGAAGGACUAUCUCGAGCCAGCACGCAACGGAACGCUGUCGAUUCUGGAGAGUGCCAACAAGGUGGGCAGCAUCGACAAGGUGAUUGUCAUGUCUUCGAUUCUGGGCAUUGGCCCGGUGGACUUGUUUCGCAACACAGACACGUUUCGACACGAAAUCGACCUCGACAGGGUCUUCCCCGGCGGCAAGGGCGAAAACGGCACCAUGUACGUGGCCUCCAAGAUUGUCGCCCACCAGGCCUCGCUGGACUGGGCCGCAGAGCACAAACCGGCCUUUCAGCUCAUCACCGUCCACCCGACGUUUGUGCUGGGCCCCAGCCUGGUGCGCAAGACGGCCUCGGACCUGGACGGCAUCAACGCCUGGUUCUGGCAGUCGCUGCAGCUGCCGGCGCCGCUGUUCCCGGCGGUGAUUGUGGACGUGCGGGACGUGGCCGACCUGUGCCUCAAGGCGGCUGCGGCAGACGUGAAGCCGGGCGAGGCUGAGCUGGUGGCCUCGGGCGCGGCGACGAGCUGGAGGGAGAUUGGCGAGUGGGUGAGGGCGGCGUAUCCGCAGCUGGAGACGAGGCUGGACGAGGAUGGGCCGACGCCGUUUCGGGUGGACAAUGCGGUGCUGGGCAUGCGGUGGCGGCCGCUGGGCGAGACGCUGGGCGGGUUGGUGGACCAGCAGCUGGCGCUACAAAAGGGCAGCGCUUAG
This is a messenger RNA of Trichoderma atroviride IMI 206040, 966 nucleotides long. Lineage: Eukaryota; Fungi; Ascomycota; Sordariomycetes; Hypocreales; Hypocreaceae. The record is from RefSeq and is a predicted model, not a curated record.